AUGCACGCGUGGCGAUCGCUGUCCCGCAGCAUUCUUGUGUUCACAAAUGUAUUAUUUCUACUGUUAGGAUCUGUGCUCGUCUCGAUUGGAGGCUAUAUGGCGUCGCUGCCGGCGCUCGCAGAAUUUUCAGAUGGUGGUGUGGCUUCCUCCGUUAUCAUGUGUGGCUCUCUAGUUAUCCUCAUUGCUAUACUUGGCUGCUGUGGAGCACAAUGGGAGAGUAAAGUCUUUUUGUUCCCAUACGCUAUUCUAGUACUCGUCUCGGUGAUUGCCCAGCUAUCGUUGGCUGGUUUUCUAACUCAUGUUCACAGCUCAUUGGAAGAAGUGGCUAAGCAUGAUUUUGACCUAUCAGUACUUUCUCCUGCAGACCAGGAAACGCUACGCUGGAUCAACAGGAGGUUCAAGUACGUGUAUUAUGGCUGUGGAUUUGACGUCGAGAUCGACUUGACGGGUACACGCAAUCAGCCACUUCUGGCUACAUGUUCAAAUCAAGAAUUUGAAUGGUUUGCACGAUUUGUGGAGGAAAAUUGUCCAAUUCGGCACGAACAAUUACAAACCGGAAGUAUUUUUCUGAAAUGUGCUGGUCCGAGCUUUUCAUUGAGCAAUGCUAUGACAGAGCAUACGAUGCUUUGUGCGUGUGAGACGCGUAUGAUCUCGUGGGUGAAUGACCAAUCGCUUCUUGUUGCUGUCUUUGUAUUUGUUAUUGUGUCGCUUGAGAUAAUGCUCGUUGGGCUAUCUUGCUACGUCAUGCACUCGCGUCGCAAUCGUCGUUAUGGAUAUCAGGAGAUUACAAUGCCUGUACGACAGCAGCCGUACAAUCCGCACCCACGAAAUUAUUCUGGUCAGCAAGUGGGCCAGCGUCAGCCACUUAAUUCGCAACCAGCGUAUAAGUCAUACGGUCCAUCUGGGGUACAAAAUCCCUAUGCGGCUGCUGCCACAGGCGGUAAGAUCAAGAACUAA
Molecule: messenger RNA, 957 nt
Organism: Plasmopara halstedii
Lineage: Eukaryota; Oomycota; Peronosporomycetes; Peronosporales; Peronosporaceae
Exons: 2
Coding region: 1-957 (318 amino acids)
Cellular component (GO): membrane
Source: RefSeq, a predicted model, not a curated record